This is a messenger RNA of Rhineura floridana, 1539 nucleotides long. RefSeq names its product thyrotropin releasing hormone receptor (gene TRHR). The coding region runs from base 1 to 1188 and encodes 395 amino acids. Gene Ontology annotation, cellular component: membrane. Lineage: Eukaryota; Metazoa; Chordata; Lepidosauria; Squamata; Rhineuridae. The record is from RefSeq and is a predicted model, not a curated record. The transcript is spliced from 3 exons. Gene Ontology annotation, biological process: phospholipase C-activating G protein-coupled receptor signaling pathway. Gene Ontology annotation, molecular function: thyrotropin-releasing hormone receptor activity.
AUGGAGAAUACCACAGGCAAUGGACAGAACGGAACAGGAUUCUUGCCAAAGCAGGAGGUGGCCACCAUUGAAUACCAAGUGGUCACCAUCUUUUUGGUCCUCCUCAUCUGCGGGUUAGGCAUCAUGGGCAACUUUAUGGUGGUGCUGGUGGUACUCAGGACGAAGCACAUGAGGACCCCUACAAAUUGUUAUCUGGUGAGCCUUGCAGUGGCAGACCUCAUGGUGCUUGUGGCUGCCGGGCUUCCCAACAUCACAGAGAGCAUCUAUGGGUCCUGGGUCUAUGGCUACGUUGGAUGCCUCUGCAUUACUUACCUCCAAUAUCUCGGCAUCAAUGCUUCUUCUUGCUCUAUAACUGCCUUCACCAUUGAGAGGUACAUAGCUAUUUGCCACCCUAUCAAAGCCCAGUUUCUAUGCACUUUCUCAAGAGCCAAAAAGAUCAUUAUUUUUGCCUGGGCUUUCACGUCCAUCUACUGCAUGCUCUGGUUUUUCUUGUUAGAUCUCAACAAAGUAGUCUACAAAGAUGCUACUGUAGUGUCCUGUGGGUACAAAGUGCCCAGGAGCUACUAUUCUCCAAUCUAUUUGAUGGACUUUGGGAUAUUCUAUGUCAUGCCAAUGAUCUUAGCAACUGUUCUCUAUGGGUUGAUUGCCCGGAUAUUAUUCUUAAAUCCCAUCUCAGCUGGCCCCAAAGACCCAAAAGAAAACUCAAAGAUGUGGAAGAAUGAUUUGGCUGCCCUGGACAAGAGCAAAGCAACCAACAAGGGUAUCAAUAGCGCUGUGGCUUCUAGAAGGCAGGUUACCAAGAUGCUGGCUGUGGUUGUGAUCCUCUUUGCAUUUUUGUGGAUGCCCUAUAGGACCCUGGUGGUCAUCAACUCUUUCCUGUCUCAUCCUUUCCAAGAAAAUUGGUUCCUGCUGUUUUGCCGGAUCUGCAUCUACCUAAAUAGCGCCAUCAACCCUGUGAUUUACAACCUGAUGUCCCAGAAAUUCAGAGCAGCCUUCAGGAAACUCUGCAAAUGCCAGCAGAAACAGUUGGAGAAGCCCAGCAAUUACAGUGUGGCCCUCAACUACAGUGUCAUCAAGGAGUGUGAUCAUUUCAGCACCGAGCUAGAAGACAUCACCGUCACUGAUGCUUAUCUUUCAUCUGUGAAAGUAUCUUUUGAUGAUACCUGUGUGUCCUCUGAGGUGCUGUGAAGCUGGAGGAAUCUGCAUCUCUUCUGGCUUUGUUUCCCUUACUUUAUUUCAUCUCGCAGUAAAAAAACAACCCAGUUCUGAACCAGUCUGGAUGUUUUGUAAUUAUAUUUGAUGUUACAAAGGUUGAUUCUGUUCACACCACAUGGAAGCUACUCCAUUUCAAUAAGACUGCUUGCUUUAUGGAAACUAAGAGGCAAAAGGCAGAAGUAUAUGCAUUACUACUCAUUGAUUUUUAAAUCUAAAUCAUGUGCUAUAAAGAGAGAGCUGGCCAAUCAUUUCUUUAGAUUGUAGCCCUAAUGUCACAUUCUCAGGGUGGUAUUUUACAUUAUGGGAAGAAAUGACAAGGGGAUA